AUGUUCUCAAAUAUUUUAUUAAACGCAGAAACAGCAGAAAAACGUUUGGCCGAUAUUAAAACUAAGGUUGAAGAGUUAAAGAAAAUCAAAGUAGAAGAAAAAAUUCAAGAGUUAGUGAAAGAGAACUCAAGUUUAGUAAAAAAAAUUGAAGUAGCAAAAAGUGAACUCAUUAGCCUAGAAACUUCGAAUGGCAAGAAACAAUAUCCUUUACCAGACUCAUUAUAUGUUGAAAAGAUUGAUUGUGGGGAACAAACACCGAGAACUGUUGUGUCUGGAUUAGUAAACUAUGUUCCCAUUGAUGAAAUGAGAGACAAAUUUGUAAUGGUGCUCUGCAAUUUGAAACCAGUUAAGAUGCGAGGAAUUAUAUCAGAAGCAAUGGUCAUGUGUGCUUCAUCACCUGACAAAGUUGAAGUUCUUAUUCCACCACCUGCUGUUUUGCCUGGUGAUCUUGUGCACUGUGAAGGUUAUCCCAGGGAACCCGAAGUACAACUAAACCCUAAGAAGAAAAUAUUUGAGACUUGUGCUCCUUAUUUGAAAACAAAUGAUGACAAAGUUGCGUGUUACAAAGACAGCCCACUUUUUGUUCCUGAGAAAGGAGUUAUUGUAGCACCUUCAUUAAAAGGUGUCAAUGUUAAA
Iphiclides podalirius (scarce swallowtail) is the source of this 636-nucleotide messenger RNA. The record is from the annotation of a GenBank genome assembly. Lineage: Eukaryota; Metazoa; Arthropoda; Insecta; Lepidoptera; Papilionidae.